AUGGAAAACAGAGGUGGUUGUGGUUGUGAAAUACCAUGGAUUUCUCUGAAGAUGGUGGUGCAUGGAGAUUACGAUCGUGCUGAUAGUGGUGUUAUUGCUGGUGGAUUUGGCGGUGGUCGUGGUGUUGAUUGUGGGGUUUGUUGGAAUUUGAAUGUGUCACAAUCUGGUUAUGAUGAAAUCGAUCUAGAGAAAGCAACUCCAGAGCAGAAAAAAUAUUACAAAGAGAAGGUGAGAAAGGAUGCUAAAGCAUUGACUGUCAUACAAGAAGGUGUAGACGAUACAAUUUUUCCAAAGCUUUCUUUAUGCACAAGAGCAAAAGAGGCAUGGAAUCUUUUCAAAGAAAAAUUCGAAGGUACAGAUAAAACAAUUAUGACUGUUAAUGCAAUGAGAGCUUAUGGUGAAGAAAUAUCUGACCAGAAAAUCGUGGAAAAGGUAUUACGUUCUCUUCCUCACAAAUAUGAUCAUGUUUUUGCUGCUAUUGAAGAAUCAAAAGAUUUAUCGAAAUAUACUUUUAAUGAUCUUAUGGGUUCUCUUCAAGCACAUGAACAAAGAUUAAACAGGUUGGAGAAUGAAGAGUUUGAAGAGAAAGCACUUUGGGAAAAGAAAGGUGGAAACCAGUCUUGUUCAAUUUAUAAGAGAAAUAAUCAUUCUACUGAAGAAUGUUACUUCAAAGACAAUAAGAAAAAAGCAUUACAGUGUUACAACUGCAAGAGAUUUGGUCAUACUGAAAAAUAUUGUCGUAGCAAGCCAAGGGAGGAGCAUGCACAAUUCUGUGUGGAUACAAAAUAUGAUGAGUUAGUUUUGUUGUAG
Molecule: messenger RNA, 810 nt
Organism: Papaver somniferum (opium poppy)
Lineage: Eukaryota; Viridiplantae; Streptophyta; Magnoliopsida; Ranunculales; Papaveraceae
Exons: 3
Coding region: 1-810 (269 amino acids)
Molecular function (GO): zinc ion binding; nucleic acid binding
Source: RefSeq, a predicted model, not a curated record